Molecule: messenger RNA, 2321 nt
Organism: Annulohypoxylon truncatum
Lineage: Eukaryota; Fungi; Ascomycota; Sordariomycetes; Xylariales; Hypoxylaceae
Product: ARM repeat-containing protein
Exons: 1
Coding region: 40-2175 (711 amino acids)
Biological process (GO): ribosomal small subunit export from nucleus; endonucleolytic cleavage to generate mature 5'-end of SSU-rRNA from (SSU-rRNA, 5.8S rRNA, LSU-rRNA); endonucleolytic cleavage in ITS1 to separate SSU-rRNA from 5.8S rRNA and LSU-rRNA from tricistronic rRNA transcript (SSU-rRNA, 5.8S rRNA, LSU-rRNA)
Cellular component (GO): 90S preribosome; nucleolus; preribosome, small subunit precursor
Molecular function (GO): RNA binding
Source: RefSeq, a predicted model, not a curated record
CGGAACCCCACUCGAUCUGUCGCGACCAGAACAAUCGCGAUGCCGAAGCCACGAACCAAACGCCAGGCCAUCCGCGAUGAGCGAAAGGCAAAGCGCCGCGAGAAAGCAUUGGCAGCCAGCGAAGAGAGCAAGGCUGCCAAGAGACAACGACUAAACGAGGCCGAUGGCGAUAACACUGGCAACUUGGAAGCCAAGUUUGAAGAUGGAUUCGAACAACCUAGAAUUGGUGGUCCACCACCCGCCGAUCGCGAGUUCUUUGGCAUGUUGUCGGAUGAAGAGCAGGAAUACUUUCGAUCGGUAGAUGAGCAGCUCGAUAUUGACGACUUUCCUUCUCAAGAAGAGCGACAAUUAUACCUAGCUAGUGUCUUCGCCGAAGCUCAAGGAAAGGAACUUAAGCUAGCAUGCAGCCAGUCAUGUUCGAGAUUGAUGGAGCGGCUUAUAUUAAUGUCGAACACGAGGCAGAAGAAGAAGCUAUUCCUACAAUUUGCAAGCCAUUUUCUGAACCUCAUCCAACACCGUUUCGCGAGCCAUUGCUGCGAAACCCUGUUCUUGCAAUCUGCCCCAAUUGUCACUAGAGAGCUCGGAGGGGAACGCGACGAUGUUCUUACGGACCAAGACGAUCCGAAUGAGCAGCCUCUGCCUUUUAUGGAAGAAUUAUUUCUUCUUACACUCGACGAGCUCGAGGGACACCUUGGAUAUCUUCUCGCCGAUAAAUUUGCGUCUCACACUCUUCGAAUAUUACUCAUCAUUCUCUCCGGACGACCUUUGGAAGAGUCUCAAACUAAGUCCCUUAUUCACAGCAAGAAGAAGGAAAAGAUUUCAGUCCCUUGGACAUCCGAUGACCCAGCCGAUUUGAAUUCUCAACUUCGGGCCGUGCCCAUGUCAUUCAAUCUAGCCGCCAAGAAAAUCAUCGCCGACUCAGUUUCUGGUAUGAGUCCCACAGAAAUUCGCGUGCUAGCAAAACAUCCCACUGGAAACCCGGUUCUGCAGCUGUUGUUAGAGCUGGACAUUAGUUUGAAUUUGAAAGCGAGCGACGAGUCCGAAGACAUGGCUGUGCUGUGGCAACUCCUACCUGGAGCCCCUAAUUCGCUGAAAGAUGGUACUAGCCCGGCGUCGGAUUUUGUCAAUUCGAUGCUGUACGACCACAUUGGAUCACGACUACUUGAGACCCUUAUUAUCCAUUGUCCCGGAAAGAUUUUCAAGCCUCUGUAUAAACAUGUCUUUGCAGAUCGAAUCCAUAGUCUUCUUCGCAAUGACAUCGCCUCAUAUCCGGCCAUACGCGUUCUGAAUCGACUCAGCAAAGAGGAUCUGGUUACGGCAGUUAAAAAGAGUUUGCCUGAGUUUAGUAAGCUCGUUACGCUAUCUAGGUUUAACGUGAUUAAGACCUUGUUUGAGCGAUGCCAGGCUCGGGAAGCUAGGGACGAGAUUGACAGUUUAACGAAGGCCCUAAUCGAGGCAUUUGGAUCAGACCCUAAAUCAUUGGUUCCAAAGCUUUGCCUUCCACAGUCAUCGGAAUCCGAUGAUAAGAAGAAAAAUCAUGAACCGCCACAGAAGAAUCGUUCAGCAUUAGUUUCGCAUGGCUCUCAAUUAACGACAGCUAUGCUUGCCAUACCCGGACUUCCCUCAAGCACAAUCCAAACAUCUCUAUCAUCUCUACCUGAAGAACUUAUUCUUCAACUCGCAACAUCAUCAGCACCUACAUCUUACGUCCUGAUUAAUGCAUUUUCCACUCCAACAAGAAACAAGAUAUUUCACAAGGCACUGGUUGCAGCACUACGACCCCAUGCAUUUCAACUCGCUAUGUCAGAGUACGGCAGUAGGGUCUUGAAUUCUAUUGUUUUCAUACCUUCCAAGAGCGAUAGUAUAUCUGUGCCAUUCCACAUCAAAGAAUCAAUCAUGGAGCUGCUUGGUCAACAUGAACAAGAAUUGAGGGAAUCCUUUGAGGGCCGCCGUGUGUGGAGAAUAUGGAAAGGGGACCUAUGGAGGAAUAGGCGUAGGGAGUGGAUCUCCUGGGUCAAGAAUCUUGACACUAUGUCAGGGCAAACAUUAUCAGAGGACCAGUCAAGGGGGGGAAAGGGACUAAGAAGUAGCAAUGACAGCAGUGCAAAGAGUACAGCAAGGACUAAUGACUUUCAGGCAAGAAAACGGAAGUGGGGAGUUGAAGGAGCCUCAUAGCACGGUAUGUCAUUGUUUGCUAUUCGCACAGUUCAGAUAAGAUGGUAUUCAAAGUUUGGAGCCUCUCGUGAUUCCCCUAGACAUUAGAUAGAAUAACGUACCCAAUGACCCAAAUACCCAAAUAUUACUCAUAUACCUAACAUGAC